This is a messenger RNA of Drosophila ficusphila, 1647 nucleotides long. RefSeq names its product eukaryotic translation initiation factor 4E1 (gene eIF4E1). Gene Ontology annotation, cellular component: eukaryotic translation initiation factor 4F complex; cytoplasm. NCBI's taxonomy places the organism in Eukaryota, Metazoa, Arthropoda, Insecta, Diptera, Drosophilidae. Gene Ontology annotation, molecular function: translation initiation factor activity; RNA 7-methylguanosine cap binding. The transcript has 6 exons. Bases 669 to 1448 code for a protein of 259 amino acids. The record is from RefSeq and is a predicted model, not a curated record. Gene Ontology annotation, biological process: translational initiation.
UGGUUUAUUCCACCUUUUUGGAUCCGGUCACACUGUGUCUGGCCACCAAAAACCAAAACUUAAUUAAAGAAUUUAAUAAUUCUAAUAAUAAUUAAGCCCAAAUCCUACGCAGUGCGAGUGCGUAACCGACAAAUAGGAUCCCAUAAAGCGAUAGUGAAAUCAUGGUAGUGUUGGAGACGGAGAAGGCAAUCUGUGUUUUUAUGUCAAAUACGUGCGCGUGUGUGUGUGUGCUGUAAUUCCAUCGCCACUCUCGAUUCGGAGUUUGCUAGGAACAGUUGUUCGCUUUUUUUAGCUACUAGUAGCACCCAAAGUGAAACAGGAUACUCUACAUACUCACAACAUACUUUCCCACCCACUCAAUAAUACAAGUUUAACGAGAUUUUUUUGUAUUAUCAUUACUUAGUUUUUUGGUUAAUAAUACACAAGUGAAAAGCAGUGGAUUGCAGUCAGAUACCAAGUAACAAUCCAAAAUCCACACACACUCGAACAGAAAUCAAAAGCUUCGCUCUCUUGCACACACACUCGCACCACCACCACUAUCACACACCACGACUGAGAGAAAGAGAGAGCGGCAAGUGAAUCACGGCGAAUCCUCUUCGGAACUGAAACAGAACUGAUCCUACGAUCCUUCUACCAUCAAAAACGCAUCCAAAAACACGGCCGCCAACAUGCAGAGCGACUUUCACAGAAUGAAGAACUUUGCCAAUCCCAAAUCAAUGUUCAAAACCAGCGCCCCCAGCAGCGAGCAGGGUCGUCCGGAACCACCCACUCCGGCUGCACCCGCCAAGGCAGAGGCGAAGGAUGUCAAGCCCAAGGAGGAUCCCCAGGAGGCUGCUGAGCCAGCAGCAAACACCGCAUCCACUACCCCCGCCGGCGAUGAUGCUGUUCGCACCGAGCACCUGUUUAAGCACCCGCUCAUGAACGUCUGGACCUUGUGGUAUCUCGAAAAUGAUCGAUCUAAGUCAUGGGAGGACAUGCAAAACGAAAUCACCAGCUUUGACACCGUCGAGGACUUCUGGAGCCUAUAUAACCACAUCAAGCCGCCAUCAGAAAUCAAACUGGGCAGUGAUUACUCGCUCUUCAAAAAGAACAUUCGUCCCAUGUGGGAGGAUGCCGCCAACAAGCAGGGCGGCCGAUGGGUCAUCACCCUAAACAAAAGCUCCAAGAGCGAUCUGGAUAACCUAUGGCUUGAUGUGCUGCUUUGCCUGAUUGGCGAGGCCUUCGACCACUCCGAUCAGAUUUGCGGGGCUGUUGUAAACAUUCGUGGCAAGAGCAACAAGAUUUCGAUCUGGACUGCCAACGGCAACAACGAGGAAGCCGCUUUAGAAAUUGGCCACAAGCUGCGCGAUGCCCUGCGUCUGGGACGUAACAACUCGCUGCAGUACCAGUUGCACAAGGACACGAUGGUCAAGCAAGGCUCGAACGUCAAAUCGAUCUACACUUUGUAGAUUGUUUGUGUUGCCUUUAUUUAUGCUUAUAAAUGGCAGAUCGUAACUCUUGUCCAAGACCCGCGUAACGAAACCGAAAAAGGCACCUUUGUUAUCAAAAAUCGGCUAAUAUUAUUAAAUCGAUCCGCUUUUUGUAGUCUUUGUCAAUAAUGGAUUUAACGGAAAAUUAUUAUAAUAAAAAUCUAAACUAAAAACCCCA